This is a messenger RNA of Vitis riparia (riverbank grape), 4513 nucleotides long. Its product is annotated as protein argonaute 2-like. Gene Ontology annotation, cellular component: cytoplasm. Bases 202 to 3117 code for a protein of 971 amino acids. Gene Ontology annotation, biological process: regulatory ncRNA-mediated post-transcriptional gene silencing. Lineage: Eukaryota; Viridiplantae; Streptophyta; Magnoliopsida; Vitales; Vitaceae. Gene Ontology annotation, molecular function: protein binding; RNA binding. The transcript is spliced from 3 exons. The record is from RefSeq and is a predicted model, not a curated record.
UGGAGCUUCACAGAAACUUCCCAAAAGUCCAUGCUUACCCUGCACGCAGUCGAUGCUUACCCAGCAAGUAAAGGAGGGCAAGUCCGUCCUUUCAGCCUCUCUCUCCCGCAUUCGUACCGGUUUUCACUCUCCUUUAGAUACUCCAUCCUCUAACAAGGCACGCGUUACAGUCUAGACGUUAUUGAUUACUCGUUUGCUGAAAUGGAGGGUCGUGGAGGAAGAGGAAGAGGAAGAGGAAGGGGAGAUGGUGGUGGAGGCGGUUCCGGAUGGAGAGGGAGAGGGAGAGGGAGAGGGUGGGGACAGCCCACUCAGCCGUGGAGGCCCUCCAAUCCGGUCGGACAGCCGGUUCAACGGUGGGUUCCCAACCCGGUCCAACAACCACAACCUCCAACAAUCGCGCCGGCAACAGCUGCUCCGGUCGGACAGCCGGUUCAACUGUGGGUUCCCAACCCGGUCCAACAACCACAACGUCCAACAUUCGUGCCGGCAACAGCUGCUACGGUGGAGUUGCCGACUUCUUCUCAUCAUGACAAAGAAGCUGGGGACAAGCGUAUUCCUAUGAGAAGGCCGGACAAAGGUGGCACCAAUGCUGUCAGAUCUGUUUCACUUCGUGUGAAUCAUUUUCCUGUCAAGUUCAAGUCUAAUAGGCUCAUAAUGCAUUAUGAUGUUGAUAUUAAACCAGAGGCUCCGCCCAAGGGUCGUGCAGUAAAGAUAUCAAAGGCCACUUUGUAUAUGAUACGAGAAAAGCUCUGUGUUGAUCACCCCUCACAGUUUCCUACAUCAAAGAUUGCUUAUGAUGGUGAGAAGAACAUUUUUAGUGCUGUUGAGCUUCCCACUGGGAAAUUUAAGGUGGAGAUCUCUGGAGGAGAAGAGAUGAAGGUUUGUUUGUUCAUUGUCACUAUAAAUCUGGUGAAGCAACUUGAGCUUCAAAAGUUGAGUGAUUACUUAAGCGGGGUACUCUCCUUUGUUCCCCGUGAUAUAUUACAAGGUAUGGAUGUGGUAAUGAAGGAGAAUCCUGCUAGACAUAUGAUAUCUUCUGGUCGGAGCUUUUACCAAUUUAAAGACUCAGGAAAAGACGAGCUGGGAUAUGGUAUUAUAGCUUCUAGAGGAUUUCAACAUAGUCUCAAACCCACUGCCCAGGGUCUAUCCUUGUGCUUGGACUACUCGGUUGUGCCAUUUUUUAAUCCAAUUUCGGUUUUAGAGUUCCUAAAGGAGCAUGUUCGUGGCUUCUCCUUACGAGAGUUUAAGAGAUACAGGAGUAAGGUUGAGGCUACCUUAAAGGGAUUGAAAGUUAGAGUGACUCACCGUAAUACAGGUCAAAAGUUCAUUAUUGCAGGUUUAACUAGUCAAGACACGCGAAAUCUGUCAUUUCUUGCUGAAGAUCCAGAACGCAAAGUUUUGCCAAAGAAAGUAAUCCUUGUUGAUUAUUUCUAUGAAAAGUAUGGCAAGGAUAUUGUGCACAAGGAUAUUCCCUGCUUAGAUGUGGGAAAAAACAAUAGGAAUAACUAUGUACCAAUGGAAUUCUGCACUUUGGUUGAGGGGCAGAGGUAUACAAAAGAGAUUUUGGAUAAAGAUGCUGCUCAGGGGCUGAAACGUGAGCAACUUCCUACACCAGUUGUUAGAGAAAGCAAAAUAUGUGCAAUGGUGCAGGCAAACGAUGGACCAUGCGGGGGAGGUAUCAUUGACAGUUUUGGCAUUGAUGUAAACAAGAACAUGACAGCACUUGCAGGACGAGUCAUUGGGCCACCAGAGUUGAAGUUAGGAGACCCUUCCGAGGGCAAGGUGAACAAGUUAACUGUGGAUAAGGACAAAUGCCAGUGGAAUUUGGUUGGAAAAUUGGUCGUGAAAGGCAUACCAGUUGACCACUGGGCUGUGGUGGACUUCACUGCGUACGAGCAGUACAACAGGCUGAAUACCGGGCAAUUUAUUUCAGGAUUUAUUAGGCGGUGUGGAAAGUUAGGAAUCCAAAUGCGGAAUCCUCUUUUCUGUGAAACUGCCAACAUGCAUGCCUUCAGAGAAUUCCCUGUGCUACGGGAGCUGCUCGACAAGGUUUACAAAAAAGCAAGAUGCCAAUUACAAAUUCUUGUGUGUGUCAUGGCUAGGAGGGAUGCUGGCUAUGGAUAUCUUAAGUGGUUCUCUGAGACCAGAUUGGGGAUGGUUACUCAAUGUUGUUUGUCCGGCCCCGCCAACAAAGUCAGUGAUCAGUAUCUUGCCAAUCUUGCUCUCAAGUUGAACGCUAAGCUAGGGGGCAGCAAUGUAGAGCUUAUAGAAAGACUUCCACGGUUUGAAGGUGAAGGACAUGUGAUGUUUAUUGGUGCUGAUGUCAAUCACCCAGGCUCUCAGAACACAACUAGUCCAUCAAUAGCGGCUGUUGUUGCCACAGUGAAUUGGCCUGCAGCAAACCGCUAUGCAGCUCGAAUUCGCCCACAAGCCCAUCGAAUGGAGAAGAUUCAGAAUUUUGGGGCGAUGUGCCUGGAGCUUGUUGAGGCUUAUGUUCAGGCAAAUAAAGUCAAGCCAGAGAAGAUUGUGGUGUUCCGUGAUGGUGUAAGUGAGGGCCAAUUUGACAUGGUUCUGAAUGAAGAAUUACUUGAUCUCAAGAGAGCAAUCCAGGGGGGAAAUUACUGCCCGACCAUUACUCUUAUUGUGGCCCGGAAGAGACACCUAACCCGGUUGUUUCCUAAGGUAAAUGAUCGGAGCUUUAAUGGGAAUGUGCCUCCAGGCACUGUUGUGGACACAACAGUGGUCCACCUAUCUGAGUUCGACUUCUAUCUUUGCAGCCACUAUGGUACACUUGGGACAAGCAAACCCACGCACUAUCAUGUCCUACACGAUGAGCACAGGUUUAGUUCUGACCAGAUCCAGAAGCUUAUCUAUAACUUGUGUUUCACCUUUGCUCGGUGUACAAAACCUGUCUCGCUGGUCCCACCAGUGUACUAUGCUGACCUUGCUGCCUAUAGAGGAAGGCUGUACUAUGAUGCAAUUGUGGCAGAGGUUGGAGCUUCAGCUGCAACUUCAUCAUCAGUCGCCUCACCAUCAUCAUCAUCGGCUGGAGCUUGGCCCAAUGACGGGCUUUACCGUCUGCAUGGUGCUCUGGAGAACAUGAUGUUUUUCAUCUGAAAAGAAUCAUGGAUCCGGAUCUCCUUUUCUACUUGCUGUACUGAAGAAGAAGGUUCUACAUAUCUGGUGAAAAGGCCUGUAGCAGCUUCAACAACAACCUCCUUUCCUAUGCAUAAAUUAGUAAAGGAGUUUGUGCGUGAAUCUAAUGGGUGUCUAGUGAUGUUAGUUGUCAUGGCCAAUGCUGGCCAUAUGCUAACAUUUUCACCGUGUUUGGACAUGUCUGUUUUGUUGUCAUUCCAAGCGUGUUUGUGAGUUGUAUUUACUGUUGUGUGUGUUCAUGUAUUACAGGGUUUGCAGGGUUGUGAUGUGAUGUUUUUAGGUUGUUCUGGUCUGCACUACGUCUUUCUUCAAUGAGUUUCUACUUUGUUAAGUGCCUAAUGCUACAAUGACCUCGUUUUUUUUCUUCUUUUUUUUUUUUCUUUGAGUCGAGUGAAUUACGUGAAUCCAAGCCACUUGUUUUCUUUUCUCGUCUUUUGCAACCACGACGGUAUUUCAACGAACAUGUAUGUGUAGACCCCCAAUUUUAGACAGACCAUUUUUUUUUUACCAUCUUUUGGAGGCUUUUAGACACUUCUAGAGAGGGACCUUAGCUGGGGAGGACACGUGGCAUAGGAGGAUAUUCUGGUGGUUUGUUGAGAGCAGAGAGAGAUAUAGGCUGGGGGAGUGACAUGUGGCAGUGGGAUUCUCUGGCCGUUAGAACUUUUCCUGUAGUCUUGGAGGGCAAGAAAGAGAGAAGCGGAGAAGGGAGGGAGGAUUUUUUUCAGCAGAUUGGGGAGUUUUAGAGAGGGAGCAUGUCAGCAGAUUGGGGGAGUUUGAGAGAGAGUGAGGCUGUUAGAGAGAGUGGGAUGGUUGGACAGUAAGAGGGUGACACGCUUCUGGGAGGGGGGAUUUUUGGGUGUCUUGGGCAGCAAGAAAAUUUCAGAGAGCAGAGGCAGGCAGAGGAUGGUUGGAGGUUUUUGAAGAGGAACGGUGAGAGAGUGCUGUUGAAGGAGCGGGGUGAUAUUCUGGGUUUUAGAGAGAAAACUUGAGGAUUUUUCUGGUGAAGGUCUGUUUCGAGAGAGGUGCAGAGAGAGGCUUGGGAAGCAAGAAAGGAGGCAGAGCAGAAGAAAAGGAGAGGAAAACCAGACCUGGAAGCAGAGGGGGAGCUGGAGCAGAGAGGGGAGCAAAGAGGAAGCAGGGGGAGUUGGAGAUUUCUUCUGAGGUUUUAGAGAUGAGAGCUUGGUCGAAGCCAAGCAGAUCAGUAUGAUUAUCGGGUCUCCCAUUUUCUACUGUUCUCAUUUCUUUCCCUGUAUAUCUAUAUCUAUGGAUGUUAUUUGAUGCUUUGAUAUAGACACCAGAUGCCAGAUUUCAUCUUGUUGAUCAUUGGUUAGCUAUGGACAUGUCAUUGGUUUACUCA